Messenger RNA from Diversispora eburnea, 136 nucleotides. Lineage: Eukaryota; Fungi; Glomeromycota; Glomeromycetes; Diversisporales; Diversisporaceae. The record is from the annotation of a GenBank genome assembly.
AUGCCCCCUCGUCGACAGAUCACACUGAAUCAAGAUGCUCUCUCCAAUGUGGAAGGCUUAAGUAUUACAAAGAAAGUUAUUAUGGUUCAAGCAAUAUUGGACAUUGCUAAUGUAACAUUAGAUCAAAUAUUAUCAU